UAUACCUCCAAUUAUUUCGGAUCCUUUUUCUGCUGCUCCAAUCAAUCCAGCUACAAUACAACGGCACUAUCAGAUGGAAUUGCAACAACAGACAGCCCAACAACAACACCAGCAAAUCACAGAUUCUUCACUACUAAGUUCCAAAGCUCCAACGGCUGUUGUUUCAACUAUCAGUUCUACACCAACUUCACCAUUUUUAGGCGGACCACCAAUUGCUGCUCCAACUGUAUCGACUAAUACUUUUAAUUCUAGUUCAUGGGCAGUCACAUAUCCACAGAUGCAACAAUUUAACAAAUCUAUUAUUCAGUAUAGUUCAAAUUUACCCAGUUCUCCUAUUGGUGCAGUGAAUUCUCAAACAAAUCUAACUUAUCCUUCCAAUGGUGUUUUAAAAUCAGGUUCUACAAAUCCAUGGUCAUCAUCAAUCGGAUUGAUUGAUGGAAGAAACGUUAGUAAUGCAAACUGGCAACCUUCAUCACCAUCGUCAUCGCCACCUGCUCUUCUACCUCCAGAAACUGAUUGUCUUUCGGAUCCAUUCGAUUUAGGUUGGGUAGAUAGAGCUACAGCUGGUGUAUCGAAUACAUCAAGUGGACGAGGCAUUAGUAAUCCAUUUCUAAUUGCUAAUGGGGGUGGUGAUGAUAUCCGUAAUCCAAAUGCAUCAUCUGUUCAUUAA
Schistosoma margrebowiei is the source of this 670-nucleotide messenger RNA. The record is from the annotation of a GenBank genome assembly. Lineage: Eukaryota; Metazoa; Platyhelminthes; Trematoda; Strigeidida; Schistosomatidae.